Magnolia sinica is the source of this 1476-nucleotide messenger RNA. Its product is annotated as metacaspase-9-like. The transcript has 3 exons. Gene Ontology annotation, molecular function: cysteine-type endopeptidase activity. Lineage: Eukaryota; Viridiplantae; Streptophyta; Magnoliopsida; Magnoliales; Magnoliaceae. Bases 1 to 1098 code for a protein of 365 amino acids. Gene Ontology annotation, biological process: proteolysis. The record is from RefSeq and is a predicted model, not a curated record.
AUGCUGAGAAUUUCGGCGGUGGUCUGCCGAAAUUUGGUGCACUGGCGGUGCGCCGCCGUCAUGGCGGUUCUGCCACGCUCCUUUGGAGCUGGCGGCAGCGCCGCCAUCCUCUGUGGUGUUAGAGAUAUAGAGGCAGAGAGAGCAAAAGAAGAUCAGUGCAAUUUAUCAGAAAUCAUGGUGAAGAGAUUGGCCACCUUGGUGGGGUGCAACUACACCAACACCCCAAACCAACUGAAUGGGUGCAUCAACGACGUGGAAGCCGUGCAGGCUGUGCUCAUUGACCGCUUCGGCUUCCAGUCGACGGGCAUUAAGCUCUUGACUGAUGCACCUAAUUCGUCGAUCAAGCCGACGGGAGAGAACAUAAAGAGAGAGCUUCGCAAUAUGAUCAAUGUGGCUAAGCAGGGGGACCUCUUGUUCUUCUACUUCAGUGGGCACGGGACGCUCAUUUCAUCGACUGAUGACGCAAUCGUCCCAUGUGAUUUUAAUCUCAUUACGGACGUUGACUUUCGUGUGCUAGUCAACCGCUUGCCGGAGGGAGCAAUCUUCACUAUCUUUUCCGACUCGUGCCACAGCGGCGGCCUCAUUGACAAGGAGAAAGAGCAGAUCGGACCCCAUAGCUCUGAUCGCGAGCUACGUCCUGAGAACGUGCCCAACGCCCGCCAGAAACUCAUCCCCAUUAGUUCUAUCAUCAAUAGCCUGCGCUCCAUCUCCGGCCGUUCGUCCGACGAACCUGUCAGCGCGCACUUAACAGCGGCCUUCGGGAACGAGGCGAGUGCCAAAUACCUGCCACAGAGCUUCCAAUCCCACGAAUUGAAGCCGUUGGGGCCCGACAAUGGGAUCCUGUUAAGCGGCUGCCAGAAGGACGAGGUGUCGUUGGACAUUCCGAGGUGCGAUGGGUCGAAAGCGUACGGCGCGUUCACCUACGAUGUUCUGCAGGUUUUGAAAGUGCAUCGAGGGCCGAUCAGCAAUAGGGAUUUGGUCAUACGUGUGAGGGAAAAGUUACGUGAGAAAAGGCACAAGCAGCAUCCCUGCCUCUACUGCAGUGACAAAAAUGCAAAAUUGCCUUUACUGUUAGAAACCGCACGCUCGAGCGAAUAGCAGAUGGUCUGCAUGUAAGUUUAUCUACAUUCUCCGAGCGUGCAGCGACUGGUCUGCACUUACGUACGUAUGUAACUGUUGUGUGGAAUAAGGAGAAUCGUAUUUGAAGGUUUGCAUAUUAGUCGUCUACUAAUUUCUCCCAGCUGCAACGGAUGCUCUGCAUGUGUGUAGCUAUUGUGUGGAAUAAGGAGAAAAAGUAUUUGAAGGUUUGCUUAUUAGUCUUCUACUUAGUUUCUUUAACCCUGCAGCGGGAUGUCUGCACUUGUGUACCUGUUGUAUGGAAUAAGGAGAAUAAUAUCUGAAGGUUUGCAUACUAGUCGUCUACCUAGCUUUUAUGAGCAUGCAACUGGUGUUCUGCAUGUGCUUAGCUGGUGUAUA